GAGAAUGAAGAGAGAAGAAAAAGAAGAGGCGGAUUGCUUGUUUAUGCUGCUGCAUCCGUCCUGGUGUUGCUGAGGAGGGAGGCGGGGGGGGGGGGGUUGUGAAUGACUGAAGCAGCAGAGCAGCUGAGUGAGACUAACAAGUGGUUGCCAUGCAGCAGGAGCAAGCGUGCGUGCUUCUGGAGGGAGAGAUAGAGAAACAGAAUGAUAAUGAGUAGGAGGCAGCAAGUAAGGGGGCACGAGGAGAGGAGCUGUAUCUCUGAGAAGAGACACAUAUCAUAGCUUGAUCCAGCCUCUGCCUCGCUUCUCCCGUUUCUCUCUUUAUCUCACGCUUCUUUUUUUUUUAAUUUUUAGAUGUUUAGAUGAGAGGUUAGGGUAGCACAUCCAGUAUGCCGGCAAUGGAUGGAUUAAUGGAUAUGUGUCUGAGGACUCCAAGAAAGAGGAGUUGUUCGCGAGAAACAGCAGCAACAGGUCUGUAAGGAUGGAACGAUAAUGACGGUGAGACGCCUGCUUUUUCUUCCUUAGACAUCCUCACUAGAGGAUCUGUCAAUGCAGUCUCUCUCUCUCUUUCACCCUACCUCACUCCCUCUCUCUCUCUGUCUCUCACACCAUGCAUAUUUGUGCAGUGUCCUCACCAUUCUACUUCCUUCUCCCUCGUCUGUCUUUCCCAAUUCUCUCUGUUCACCCCCCCAUCCCUGUCUGUAUGUACCCUCCCUCUCUCAUCGAACCUCCCUCACCCCCCUCUCUCACUCGAGCCACCUGCUGCUUGUGUUCAUCGAAAGAUCUGGGAGGAAAAGAAUGACAGAAGCAGACUUCUACUUGUGUGACCACCCCAAUUUUGUGAUUAUGUUUGGUCAAUCACCGUCGCUUUCUUGUCUAAUGGAAUUACACUGUCUGCCAGGCAUCUGCUCGCACGCAACAGGUAACAUGCAGGCUUCUAAACGCCUGACCCUAUCAGAGGAGAGAUGAGGCACCUAGAUGUUGGUUUACCAUGUGUAGCGUCCACUACAACCACUCCCUUGCUGCCAUGAGCGGAAACGACAUGAUGGCGCACUCUCUGACUCUGGAGCAGAAGACGGCAUUUGCCUUCGUGGGGAUGUUACUGGUGUUCCUUGGGCUGCUGAUAGUAAGGUGUUUCAGGAUCCUGCUGGACCCCUACAGCAGUAUGCCUUCCUCCAACUGGGCUGAUGGUAUCGAGGGACUGGAGAAAGGGACGUUUGAGUACGCCCUUACUUAACACAGGGACACACACACAUCCAUAGAUGUCCUCACAAACAGAACUGCCUAUAGACACACAUUUGCACACAAAUACACUAACACACAUGCAAACACACACAAGCCACAGCCCUGCACAACCACUGCACCUGACACUGACACACCAUUAAGACAUCUCUCUGUGAUGGACUGAACCAAGAGACUGAAACUGUGUACAUUUAAUGUGUGUGUGUGUGUGUGUGUGCUGUUAGUUCAGAGCCAGUGUAGAGUCUCUCUACUGUAUGUGACUACUUGUCUGUUGUUGUAUGUGUGUGUGUGUGUGUGUGUCUGAGUGAGUGCGAGGCAGAUGCUGUGUCAUAUUCUUUGCCCUUUUGCCAGGGAGGGUGUGCAUUUCAGCCCAUCAAUUUACACAGAAAAUGGCUGAAGCUCCCUUUAACCCACACCUACAAGUUGAAUGUCUGUAGAUGAUAAAGAGGUGGUAAGAGGUCGACGCUCGUGGGACAGGGUGGGGAAUUAGGGUGCAGUGGGAUUAUUCAGAUGUAGUUUGAAGACUCAGGGACAAGAUGUGAAAACAGAGCGGUCACACCUCUGCACAGCAGAGCUGUUCUGCACAAGAAUGUAUAUGGUUGGAAACAGGGUAUUAUGUCAAACUAGUGCUUUGUGGACUAAUCAAAUCCAGUGUGUUGGUGAUCCAAAGGAAUAUUGCUGCUGCUGCUGCUCCUGCUGUGUGUGUACAGAUUGGUCCUUUCUGUGGUGUGAAAGGAAACUGAACAAACUGUGAUUUACAUUAUGGUGUUACUGUUUCUAAUUGAUGCAAAAACAACUCUCAGAGUUUGUACUGCUGCUGUCUUUGAGUGAUGGUAUACCGUAUGUUGCCAGAAUUACUUGUCUGAGUGAAAGGGAAAAAAAACAAAACAACACAACUGUUUACUUUUGACGGCAUGUCUGCAAAGACAUAUGAUAAUGUUGAUUUAUGGACUGCCAAUUGUUCCGUCUGUCGAGCGUUCUGUCUAAAGGUUGGCUGAUGCAAUCAAGCCAAAGAACUUUUAAAGGAAAUGAGGAUUACAAACUGGGAAGGACUCUCUCUCAGCGCUGCUAGUUUUCUAAUGACAAGGAUAAACUCUCACUACCUGCCUGCAGAGGAAAAGGUCACAUGGAAAACAGGGGUGGGAUGUCUGUCAGCACUGCACCUGAACAUCUUUUUCCUCCUGUUCUCAGCCAUCCUCACCCUCUCUCACCUGCUCUCUUCCUUCCAGACAGAGGAAGACAGGACAGUCGUAAAUAGAGAUUCUAUAAUACGGCAGACUGGUCAAAGUCUUGAGUGUUCCUUUGCUCAUUUCUACGGUCUACGGUUUCUCCUUAGUGCUGUGAAUCUGCCUUACUGUGACCUUCAAUGGGUUUAUGUGCCUUCAUCUAGAAACAUUAGAGCACCUGUUUGUGUGUGCGUGUGUGUGUGUGUGUGUGUGUGUGAGUGUGAGGUGUGUGGGCGAGUGUGGCAUAUCAUGAUGACAGAUAGCGCAUCUCCUGACCUGUUGCUUGCUCAGCUGGUG
Larimichthys crocea (large yellow croaker) is the source of this 2762-nucleotide messenger RNA. RefSeq names its product cortexin 2 (gene ctxn2). Bases 989 to 1234 code for a protein of 81 amino acids. The record is from RefSeq and is a predicted model, not a curated record. The transcript has 2 exons. Lineage: Eukaryota; Metazoa; Chordata; Actinopteri; Sciaenidae.